AUGUGUGAAGGAGACACUGCCCUUGUGGACAAUGGCUCUGGGCUAUGCAAGGCUGGUUUUGCCGGUGACGAUGCCCCCCGUGCCGUUUUCCCAUCCAUUGUGGGCCGCCCACGUCACCAGGGUGUGAUGGUGGGGAUGGGCCAGAAAGACAGCUACGUCGGGGACGAAGCCCAAAGCAAGAGGGGGAUCCUGACUCUCAAGUACCCCAUUGAGCACGGCAUUAUCACCAACUGGGAUGAUAUGGAAAAGAUUUGGCACCAUUCUUUCUACAAUGAACUGCGAGUGGCUCCUGAAGAACACCCCACACUUCUGACAGAGGCACCCCUGAACCCUAAGGCAAACCGAGAAAAGAUGACCCAGAUUAUGUUUGAAACCUUUAACGUCCCUGCCAUGUAUGUCGCAAUCCAAGCUGUGCUGUCCCUCUAUGCAUCUGGCCGCACCACCGGUAUUGUUCUGGACUCCGGUGAUGGCGUCACUCACAACGUGCCCAUUUACGAAGGUUACGCCCUGCCUCACGCAAUCAUGCGUCUUGACCUGGCUGGCCGCGACCUUACAGACUACCUCAUGAAGAUCCUGACAGAACGGGGCUACUCUUUUGUCACCACUGCUGAACGAGAAAUUGUGCGUGACAAGGAGAAGCUGUGCUACGUCGCUCUGGAUUUUGAGAAUGAGAUGGCAACAGCUGCUUCCUCCUCAUCCCUGGAAAAGAGCUAUGAGCUCCCUGAUGGACAAGUUAUCACCAUUGGCAAUGAGCGAUUCCGUUGCCCGGAAACUCUUUUCCAGCCUUCCUUUAUAGGCAUGGAAUCUGCUGGCAUUCAUGAGACAACCUACCAUUCCAUCAUGAAGUGCGACAUUGACAUCCGCAAAGACCUCUAUGCCAACAACGUCCUUUCUGGAGGCACCACCAUGUACCCUGGAAUCGCAGACAGAAUGCAAAAGGAAAUUACAGCCUUGGCUCCCAGCACAAUGAAGAUAAAGAUCAUUGCUCCUCCUGAGCGUAAACCUGUUUGGAUUGGUGGUUCCAUCCUGGCCUCUCUCUCCACCUUCCAGCAGAUGUGGAUCAGCAAACCAGAAUACGAUGAGGCUGGUCCUUCAAUUGUCCACCGGAAGUGCUUCUAGAGGCUAGAGCUAGAUUCUUCUAGAGCAUGGAGACUCCUUCCUCCUCCUCCUCCUUUUGCAUUUCUUUCUAACCCUUCAAUAAGCAUUAAAAACGUUUUUUCAAACUCUA
This is a messenger RNA of Lacerta agilis (Sand lizard), 1228 nucleotides long. It is a transcript of the gene ACTG2, whose product is annotated as actin gamma 2, smooth muscle. Gene Ontology annotation, biological process: vascular associated smooth muscle contraction. Gene Ontology annotation, cellular component: cytoplasm. Lineage: Eukaryota; Metazoa; Chordata; Lepidosauria; Squamata; Lacertidae. The record is from RefSeq and is a predicted model, not a curated record.